UAAAAACCCCGCGAACUGCGGUUUCAGUUGUCUAUUGCACACUCAGUUACAGUCAGUUAUUCCAGGUAUUCUCUUUGUUUUCAGGAAAAGAAAACUAAGUAGAAGAUCAUGGCAAGUCCUGACUGGGGAUAUGAUGGUGAAAACGGUCCUGAACACUGGGGCAAGCUGUACCCCAUCGCAAAUGGAAAUAACCAAUCUCCUAUCGACAUUAAAACCAGUGAAACCAAGCAUGAUCCCUCUCUAAAACCCCUCAGUGUCUCCUACAAUCCAGCCACAGCCAAAGAAAUCGUCAACGUGGGACAUUCCUUUCAUGUAAACUUUGAGGACAGUGAUAAUAGAUCAGUGCUGAAAGGGGGUCCUCUAUCUGAAAGCUACAGGCUGCGGCAGUUCCAUUUUCACUGGGGCGUCACAGAUGACUGUGGCUCUGAGCACUUAGUGGAUGGAGCCAAAUUUUCUGCAGAGCUUCAUUUAGUUCACUGGAAUUCUGCCAAGUACCCCAGCUUCGCUGAUGCCGCCUCGCAGGCUGAUGGUUUGGCAUUGAUUGGCGUUUUGGUGAAGGUGGGUCAGGCCAACCCAAACCUUCAGAAAGUUCUUGAUGCCCUAAAAGCAGUUAAAAAUAAGAACAAGAAAGCUCCAUUCACAAAUUUCGACCCCUCUGUCCUCCUGCCUCCAUCCCUGGAUUACUGGGCCUACUCUGGUUCACUGACUCACCCUCCUCUUCACGAGAGUGUCACCUGGAUCAUCUUUAAAGAGACCAUCAGUGCGAGCUCGGAACAGCUGGCGCAGUUCCGCUGUCUGCUAGCAAGUGCUGAAGGCGAUGGAGAACUCUGCAUCAAGCAGAACCACCGACCACCCCAGCCUCUGAAGGGCAGGACAGUGAAAGCCUCAUUCUGAUGGGCCCAGGAGGAAGCUCAUCGUCCUUCAAGAAGCACAGCUCUGCUUCUGACAUAAUCCAACAAAACAAGCUUUAAAAACACAUUUAUUUCAAUAUUAGCAAGACAGCCUGCUUGCGAAUUUACUCUGCAGAAUGCAAAAUCUUUUUCUUCUUUCUGUUGAACUCAAAUAGUAAUCUGGAAGUUCACUAAACUUGUGCUUAAAUUCAAAUCUAUUGCAUUGACUUCCUUAUCAUUGCAAUUAAGGCAUACUUGAUUUCUUAACGACUUUUAUCCCUUCCCAUUUUAUUCCGUUUAAUUGGACCAAAAAGCAUUUUAUCCCUUUCUUCUUGUCUAUUACAUACUAUACUUUUAAAUGGCAUUGGGUUUCUACUCCGUUUACAUUCGAGAAUCUUAAAUGCUUUCAUUUGCAACAUUAUUCUGAUGCAAUAUCAUGUCUAUUACUCAAAUAUAAUGCCCUAAGAGCAGCUUGAGAUGAAAUGUUAAGAAUUCAUUUGCUUACUCUUGAAGACAAAUAUGCAGCUAAGAUGACAACUGGAUUUUAUAUUAUGAUAAAAUAAAUGGCCCAACAUUGCUA
Bubalus bubalis (water buffalo) is the source of this 1470-nucleotide messenger RNA. Its product is annotated as carbonic anhydrase 1. NCBI's taxonomy places the organism in Eukaryota, Metazoa, Chordata, Mammalia, Artiodactyla, Bovidae. Gene Ontology annotation, molecular function: carbonate dehydratase activity; zinc ion binding. The record is from RefSeq and is a predicted model, not a curated record. Bases 109 to 894 code for a protein of 261 amino acids. The transcript is spliced from 7 exons.